CACUGCCGCAGCCAGCAUCUCUUUCUCCUCUCGCCGAGCUGGACUUGUCGAGGCGGCCGGGAUUUGUCGAGGCGGCUGGAGCUUCUCGCCGAGCUUCUCCCCGCCAACCCAGCUUCUCUCCGCCGGCUGCUCCUCCUCCUCCCAGCCUCCUGCUCCUCCCAGCUUCUUCGAGGUGAACGACGGCCGAGGCGACGCGCCCCUGCGAGACCCAGCCGGCUGCUCCUCCCAGCCUCCUGCUUCUCUCCCCUACGGCCAGCAACUCCCCUCCAGCCACAACUCGACGAACCGACGAGUAAGUCCACUGUUCUUUUUUUUCUUCUUCUAUUUUUGCAAUUUAUUUUGUUAGCAGAUGGUUUUAUGUGGAUUAGUUGAAUUUAUUUGUUGUGUGUUGUUAAUUUGUUGUUUGGAAUUUCAUUUUAUUAUGGAGUAGGGAUAGUGAUUGUAGUUGUUUGUUGUGGUUAUCCUACGGUUCUCGCUUCCAUUCACUUCAGUUCUCCCCUGGCCCUGAGCCCUCCAUACCUCGCUUGCUCCCUUCUCCUCCGCGCAACCAUCAGCGGGUACUGCAAUUCAUCCCCUAUCUUCAAAGUUCGCCGCCGCAAGCUCGUAAGUUAUAAUCUCUCCAUCUCCAUCCCAGUGAUCCCACAUACUUCAGUAGGAAACUAUGGCGUCUGCUCUUGCAGUAAAGUAGGAAGCCUGUCAAGUUCAAUUCUCUAUCCUUUGUGUAAAAUUUUCCGCCGCCUUAAAUUGCAGAGAUUGAUUUUCCAAAUUUUGACGUUAAUCUUUUAUCUCUUCAAUGGCGGAGAGAUGCUUAAUCAAAGUGUAGGCCAUGGUUCUUUCACGCUUCCGGCCACCGCCUGAUGCCGACGAAAACCCUGUAACCAUUUAAAGUGAAAAGCACUUUUACAACCCAUCCAGAAGCUGCGUACUUCAUCAUUCUAAUCUCAUCGAGUUUGUAACGUCCCAACACAACGCAAUUCAUGCUUCUCUCUAAGUCUCACUAUUUUCAGCUCGCAAGUUUCAUCCAACACCAUUUCGCGUUUCUUCUAAUUGUUCUUUCUCAAUAACGCCUUCCAAUCUACUUCCUUGUUCCUCUACUUCUUUCUCCUCCCCCAACUCGGCAGUAGCUUGCCACAGAGACUCAGCUUCAGUCUCUGCUUUGUCAUCUUUCUCGUUAAGCGUACUCUAAAGUUGUUCAGCAAGAGCAAUUCUUUCAUUGGCUAUAAUCCAUGCUUCCUGCAGGUUGCACCUUUAAGUUUUGGGACCUUUUGUGCUUAAGAUUUGUUGCUAGUGAGUUCACGGAACAGCAAAAUCUCGCAAUGUUAUGCUCUUUGGAUAUGCUGGGUAGAAAAAUCUGGAUAAUUUAAUGGCAACUUCUCAUUAUGUUCAUCGGUGAUGGUGGUGCAUCUGCUUCAAACUGAAAAAUGUCGGGAAAAUGGGAAUUCACUUGGAAGUGUAUUAUAGAAAAAGUUCUUUGUUUGCAUUAUAUUUUUGUUUCUAAGUUCAGUUCAAUAAUCUUCUGGCUUGUGGUGAAGUGUAUUCCACCUAGAAGUUUGGCGUUGCUUACAUGUUUUACUCAUCCAGGAAGAUGAUGGAUGGUGACAUGAGUGAUGAUGGAGAGAUCUACAUCCACGAUGCUGACACAAUCCAUGAGAUUACCCUUGAUGAUGAAGAUCUUCCUGAUGUCAAUGAUGAAGACGAUGAACAGGCUGAUUUCGACGAGGAUCUGGAUGAUUCUAUGCACACGUUCACAGGCCACACGUCUGAACUUUAUGCAGUUGCCUGCAGCCCAACAGAUCCUUUGCUGGUAGCAACUGGGGGUGGUGAUGAUAGAGGAUUUCUUUGGAAGAUAGGACAAGGAGAUUGGGCUGCUGAAAUGGGAGGUCAUAAGGAUACCGUUACUAGCUUGGCAUUUAGUAGCGAUGGACAGUUUCUUGCAUCCGGGGGCCUUGAUUCUGUAGUUAAUGUCUGGGAUACAUCUGGAAAUCGUAAAUGUACGCUUGAAGGGCCUGCUGUGAGUGAGCAAACGGAGGAACAUGCAGACGGGUUUGAGUGGGUCAGGUGGCAUCCUAGAGGUCAUCUAGUCUUGGCGGGCUCAAAUGAUGGCACUGCUUGGAUGUGGAACGCGGAUAGAGGUGCUGUCCUCCAAGUAUUUCUUGGCCACAGUAAACCAGUUACCUGUGGAGAUUUCACACCUGAUGGCAAAACCAUCUGCACUGGUUCGGAUGAUAUGAGUUUGCGAAUAUGGAAUCCAAGAACAGGGGAGAGUGUAUAUGUCAUAAAAGGCCAUCCAUAUCAUACUGCAAGAUUAAAUUGCUUGGCUAUUAGCUCUGAUUCCACUCUUGUUCUUACUGGCUCUGAGGAUGGUUCUGUGAAAAUUGUGAACAUAGUGACUGGGAAGGUGGUCAGUACUUUGUCUAGACACACAGAUUCAGUUUCAUGCAUUGCUCUGUCACGUUCAUCAAGUUUCCCUUGGGCGGCAACUGGAGGCAGAGAUCAGCAACUUGUUAUCUGGGAUUUGGAACGUUCAGAUGCUCGUAACAUAUGCAAUCAUGAGAGUGAAGUGACCUGCUUAACAUGGAUAGGCAUGUCGAGGUACGUGGCUGCAGGAUGUGGAGAUGGGGAUGUAGUUAUAUGGGACGGCCGAUCUGGAGACAAGGUGAAAACAUUCAAGGGGCAUAGUAGCUGCGUACAGUCCUUGGCAGUGAGCUCUAACCAUGAUUUUCUGGUUACUGCCUCAGACGAUGGUACUGCCAGGAUCUUUGAGAUUGGAGAGUUCAAAUAAAACCAAGUAACUUCCUUUACGUGGUGGAAACACCCAUCUUUCAAGUGUGAACUCUCUUACGUCGUAUUGUUGGCGGAGAAAACGUACUGAUUGCACAAUUGUCAAUUUUCUCCGUAGGUCUUUUUCGCAUCAUGGUAUAUCUUGUCUGGUAUAUUAUUUGCUUAUAUGAGCUGAGUGCUAGGCAGAUAUGUUAACCGUCUUUUUUAGCUUGGAUUUGAAAAUAAGGGUUUUAAGUUUCGAAUAUAUGAUGUAUUUAAAAGCUGUUGUACCAUGGUGCAAGAAAUAAAGGGGUUUGGGGCAAUUCAGAAAGGAGAUUAGGGAUUUAGAUUGGUGGACCAAUCAGUGUUUGGCCUACCUCGGAAGAGUUGGGAAGAUAGGAGAAAUAUUCAGCAGUGAGAGGGAGGGAAAGGGUUGGACGGCAGAGAGAGCAGGAGAUUUGGGUAUUAGGAAGGAGCCCUUUGGGUAUUAGGAAGGAGCCCUUCUAGUGUACUCUAUAGCACCCAUGCUAUAAAAAACAAAAAAAAAGGUGACAUGUUGAGGAGGUAAACCCACUAAAUGACUGGUCCCACAUCAUUAAUGGCAAUCUUGUAAAUAAUGAAUCAAUGUAUACAAGUGUAGGUACAAAUUAGAGUUGUACCAUAUAGUAUAGGUACAAGUUUCAGUUGUACCAUUGAAGAAUUUGUUUCACAAAGUGUAGGUACAACUUAAAGUUGUACCAUUAGUAUAGGUAUAAUUUUUAGUUGUAUCAUAAAGGGAUGUGUUAGAAAGUGUAGGUACAACCUAAAGUUGUACCAUGGUAUAGGUACAAGUUCGGGUUGUACCAUAAAAGAAUUUUGAGAAAGUGUAGGUACAACUUAAGGUUGUACCAUUAGUAUAGGUACAAUUUUUAGUUGUACCAUAAGGGAUUUGUUAGAAAGUGUAGGUACAACUUAAAGUUGUACCAUGGUAUAGGUACAAGUUUAGGUUGUACCAUAGAAGGAUUUGGAGAAAGUGUAGGUACAACUAAAAGUUGUAGCAUUAGUAUAGGUACAAGUUUGGGUUGUACCAUAGAAGGAUUUUUAGGAAGUGUAGGUACAACUUAAAGUUGUACCAUGGUAUAGGUACAAGUUUAGGUUGUACCAUAGAAAGAUUUUGAGAAAGUGUAGGUACAACUUAAGGUUGUACCAUUAGUAUAGGUACAAUUUUGAGUUGUACCAUAAAGAGAUUUAUUAGAAAGUGUAGGUACAAUUUAAAGUUGUACCAUAAGGAUAGGUACAAUUUUGAGUUGUACCAUAAAAGGAUUUGUUAGAAAGUGUAGGUACAACUUAAAGUUGUACCAUUGUAUAGGUACAAGUUUGGGUUGUACCAUUAGUAUAGGUACAAUUUUUAGUUGUACCAUAAAGGGAUUUGUUAGAAAGUGUAGGUACAACUUAAAGUUGUACCAUGGUAUAGAUACAAGUUUGGGUUGUACCAUAGAAAGAUUUGGAGAAAGUGUAGGUACAACUAAAAGUUGUACCAUUAGUAUAGGUACAAUUUUGGGUUGUACCAUAAAGGGAUUUAUUAGAAAGUGUAGGUACAAAUUAAAGUUGUACCAUUAGUAUAGGUACAAUUUUUAGUUAUACCACAAAGAGAUUUGUUAGAAAGUGUAGGUACAACUUAAAGUUGUACCAUGGUAUAGGUACAAGUUCGGGUUGUACCAUAAAAGAAUUUUGAGAAAAUGUAGGUACAACUUAAGGUUGUACCAUUAGUAUAGGUACAAUUUUUAGUUGUACCACAAGGGAUUUGUUAGAAAGUGUAGGUACAACUUAAAGUUGUACCAUGGUAUAGGUACAAGUUUGGGUUGUACCAUAGAAGGAUUUUUAGGAAGUGUAGGUACAACUUAAAGUUAUACCAUGGUAUAGGUACAAGUUUAGGUUGUACCAUAGAAGGAUUUUGAGAAAGUGUAGGUACAACUUAAGGUUGUACCAUUAGUAUAGGUACAAUUUUGAGUUGUACCAUAAAGAGAUUUAUUAGAA
Linum trigynum is the source of this 4776-nucleotide messenger RNA. Lineage: Eukaryota; Viridiplantae; Streptophyta; Magnoliopsida; Malpighiales; Linaceae. The record is from the annotation of a GenBank genome assembly.